GUCAGGUCCGCACGCGCCCCAUUCGCCAGAGGAUCGUCUGUGAAUCGCACCGAUAUCAUUUUUCAAAAAAAAAAACCCUCCCCCAAAAACGACUCACGGUUUCGGAGCGGACAGUUAGAAAAAAAAAAUUUUUAAAAAGAGGAUAGUCUGCCGACGGCCAAAGUGGAGGUUUUGACGGUCCGUCGACGCCCGCGAAACGUGCUUUCGUUGAAGAAAGAAAAAUAAUUGUCAUGGUCUUUUUAUAAAGCGUUUAAAAUUAUGGAGGAUGUGCUACCGGUCAAAACAAACGACAAGAAUUGGUUCUUUGGACGCUUUAUUGCCAUACAAUACUAGCCGCUGAUAAGACCACGAAAAAGAUCAAAUUCAUUUUGGAGCACAAAGUAUACAUUGUAUUAUAGGACCGUGUUCAGCGACCGUACAGUAAAAAAACCAUGCAGUGGCCUUUUCCAGAAAGAUAUGGCUACGAAGGAUCGUUGACGGCUGCCAACGGGAGUAGAUCCUCUAACAAAUACAUGGCGGCAGCAGCAACCCUUCAGCCCAAGCAGUGGUCUACGUCCUAUACAAAUCAGCAUCACAUUCAUUCUAGCCAUAGCGAACAAAAUGUGUACAGGACGGAUUUUCGAUCAAAAACUAUGCCUAGAAGAACAAUGAACGACGACGACAUCGUCAAAGAGCAAGGCCAGUGGGAGAUCGUAGAGUACGACUCGAGUCAUCCCCAUCCGCACCAGCAAAGUAGUCAGGAACAACCGCAAUACUCGAAGCGACAUCAGCAACAGCAUCAGCAGCAGCAGCAACUGCAUCAACAGCAACUACAGCAGGAACAACCGGCCAGAGGACCUAGUAGGCCGGACACUGGACAGGAGUACACUGACCCGUACAAAUGGAAAAAACGGUUUCUGUACAUCUUCCUAUUCACCCUGAUGACCAUCAUUGUCGUCAACCUGACUCUGACGUUGUGGUUCCUCAGAGUGAUGCAGUUCACGUCGGACGGCAUGGGUACCAUUAAAGUAGUGAACGGCGGUAUUCGGCUGUCCGGUCAUAGUGUUGUGCUCGACAGACUGAUAGCGUCGACGAUCCGAUCCCGGGUUGGAUAUCCGAUUUCCAUAGAAUCCGCGGCCAACAUUUCCAUAUUUGCCAGGAACUCACAAGGCAGACUCGUCAAUAGCCUGAAACUAACCAAAGACAAGUUGGAAUGCGCUGCUACCAGUUUCAAAGUGACGGAUACCCGAGGGGAAAUCUUGUUCUCGGCCGACCGUAGCAAAGUCAUUGUUGGUGCUCAAGAACUCAAAGUUACAGGCUUAGGCGGUGCUGUAUUCGACGGCAGCGUACAGACGCCUAUGGUCAGAGCGGAUUCUAGACAUGACUUGAGACUCGAAUCGGCUUCGCGAAAAAUCGAGCUGUCCGGCCCGCAAGGCGUUACGAUUGAAUCCAGAGCAGGUGACAUCACCGCGUCUUGUCUGAUGGAUCUGAAACUCCAAUCUAUAUCUGGCGCUAUCCAAAUCGACGCGGCCAAAGUGUUUUUCAAAGGACUCAAGACGUUCUCGACCGAUCCGCAGAAGGACGGCAAGCCGAACUUAGGACCCACAGCAUCGCGGGACAAGUUACCCAGCGUUUAUCAGCUGUGCGUUUGUGGUAACGGCAAAGUGUUUAUGUCACCGCCGGACGGUCAAUGUGCGGCCGACAACGAGAGUUUGGUCUGCCGGUGAAAAAAAAACCCACCACAAACUUACCACAUCAAUCGUGCCGGGUUUUACUUUUGUUUUAAUUUUUUUUUUUUAGAAAAUAUUGUUAUUAUUAUUAUGCCAUGUAUACCUACGCUUAAACCGUAUUUUUUUUGUUUUCUUUUAAAGUGUUAAUAACCACACAGCUACACGAGCAAACUGUAAUAUUCACUUUAGAGUAAAAGCGCUCAUCGGAGGUUUAACGAUGCACGUUCCAAGUGAACGUGUGAGGUGGACAGGAUAAAAUGUCAAUUGAAAAUCAAACUUGGCUACAAACUUAGAUCAAGGUUUUUUUUUGUUUACACUGAUGGGCGUCGUUGCUUUAGGAGAUAUAUCCCUCUCGUUCAACCGAUUAUCAGCUGCAGAUCAGUGAAAUCAAUCAAAUUUGUUUAUUAUGUGCUAGAUGAUCUGGCUUGUAUUUGCCUGGUUGGGCACUACCGGUCCCAUUACUGUUAAUCAAUAUUAUAAUUAUUUAGACAAUUACCUAUUAUUAUUAUUAUUACUAUUACCUAUUAUAAUAAUUAUUAUGAUUAUAAUUAUUUUACUAUUAUUACUAUAAUUACCGAAUAAAAUAUGUUGUAAACGA
Molecule: messenger RNA, 2307 nt
Organism: Adelges cooleyi (spruce gall adelgid)
Lineage: Eukaryota; Metazoa; Arthropoda; Insecta; Hemiptera; Adelgidae
Product: delta-sarcoglycan
Exons: 10
Coding region: 432-1706 (424 amino acids)
Biological process (GO): heart contraction; cardiac muscle tissue development
Cellular component (GO): sarcolemma; sarcoglycan complex
Source: RefSeq, a predicted model, not a curated record